GCCUUCCCGUCCCCUGCUGCGUUUGCCGUCGCGUCGCCUGCCGUGCGGAGCCGAGCCGUACGUAGGCCGUGAGCCGACGAGGGCGGAAAAGGGGAAGGCAAACUACGCAAGGGAAACCCCAACCGAAGCAACAAUUAAAAAGAGGGAAGGUGGCCGUGGUGGCCUCGCUGGGAUUGGGGGAUCAGAGGAAGCAAGGAGAUCGAGAGACGCACCCAAUCUCCCAAUCGCCUCCUCCUCCUCCUCCUCCUCCUCCUCUCUCCGUCGCCGAAGAUUUGCCUUGCCUCCGUCUCUCUCUUUCUCUCCCGAUGGACCAGCUCGUCAAUUUCAUCAUCCGCCCGCCCAGAGCUGAGUACAGUCCAAAUGAUGAUCUAUUGGAGCAGGAAUUCAUGUUGAAAGGAAGAUGGUUUCAGAGGAAGGAUUUGGAGGUUGUAAAUGGCCAGGGCAAGAAAUUGCAAUGUAGCCACUACAUGCCUGUUGUGAUUCCUGAAGGAAAAGCUCUUCCUUGUGUUAUAUACUGUCAUGGAAACAGUGGAUGCAGAGCCGAUGCUAGUGAAGCCGCAAUUAUUCUUCUACCAUCAAAUAUUACAGUCUUUACACUGGACUUUUCAGGGUCUGGACUCUCUGAAGGAGAACAUGUUACAUUAGGCUGGAAUGAAAGAGAAGAUCUGAAAGCUGUUGUCAAUCAUUUGCGGACAGAUGGGAACAUAUCUUGUAUUGGUCUGUGGGGCCGCUCAAUGGGUGCAGUAACAAGUCUGAUGUAUGGAGCAGAGGAUCCAUCAAUUGCUGGAAUGGUUCUUGACAGUCCAUUUUCUAACCUGGUUGACUUGAUGAUGGAACUAGUGGAUACAUAUAAAUAUCCACUACCAAAAUUCACGGUGAAACUAGCAAUACAACAUAUGCGAAAGGUUGUCAAGAGAAAAGCCAGCUUUGACAUCAUGGAACUUGAUACCAUUCAGGUAGCAAAGCGGUGCUUUGUUCCUGCUUUGUUUGGACAUGCGACUGAAGAUGAUUUUAUACUGCCCCAUCAUUCAGACAAAAUCUAUGAAUCCUAUGUUGGAGACAAAAACAUUAUUAAAUUCGAUGGGGAUCACAAUUCACCCCGUCCACAAUUUUACUUUGAUUCCAUAACAAUAUUUUUCCAUAAUGUGCUAAACCCUCCUGAUGUUCCUGAUGACCAUUAUUUCCUGACACCUCAUGGAAGCCUUGGUCAGGGUCAUUGGGAUACAGAACAUGACAUAGAGUAUAGGUUCGCUCAAUCACCAACAGCCCGCACAGCUACCACAGAAGAUGCCAUUGCGCAGUUACGUUCUAGAAGGCUCAUGAGUAGAAUGGAGGUCCCAACUGGUGCCACUGCAGAAGACAGGGCUGACAGAAAUGAGGUAAUGGACAGUGAUAAUGGUCCUUCCUCUUCUAGUGUAUCUACUGCAACUCCUCCUAAUGGCCGCAAUGGAAGGCUCCUGACUCCAACCUCUGAUGAUGGCGAGUAUGUGGAGUACUCAUUUGAUAGUCUAUCAGAUAUGCCCUACACUGAGGAAGAUGAGGAUAGAAUGCUAAUGCAAGCAAUUAUGGAGUCCUUGAAGGAUCUUGAACUGUCAAAUACAAAAGCUGCGCAAUCUGCCGCAUCUGAUGCUGCAUCCAAAGAAAAUAAAGAAAAUGGUUGCAAUGGUGCAACCGUGACAGUAUUGGAGCCAGAUGCAUCUUCCACCUCGGCGCGUCCCACUCCCACAGAUGCUCCUGGCAAGGAUGUAACAACCUGCAGUACUAAAGCAAAGUCACCUGAAGUGCAAAGUGCAAGCAACCACACCACAAACAACGCCGCUUCUGUGAACACCUCUAGUUCCUUAGAGUCCAAUGCAUCAACCCAUGUUACGAACGGAAAAUCCACCUCGUCGGAAUCUCAGAAACCAACACAGAACGCCAAUGGGGAGGAUGGUACAAGAGCAACCCUGGUGGUACAGAAGAGCCGGACAGGCAGCCUAAUGGAUGGACUGACGCACAAAUGGGGUUCCUUGUUCAAGAACAAUGACUAAGACAAGCAAAAGAUAUACGAUGACGCCCGUUGACGAUUUAUGUUAUUGUGUGUUAAUAUAGCCAUAGAGCUGCCGCCUCUGGCCGCACAUGUCCAGCUUGAUUGGUUUAAUUUACGUGUAAAAUGAGAAAGGAAAAAGGGAUAUACUGUACAAGUGGUGUAUAUAUACAGCUAGGAUGGUAGUGAUCCCAUUGAUUGUGUACCAUGUGUCUCUCACUCAGCACUGCGUUGCAUUUGGUGAAUUGGCAGGCUUUUGUUACUUGCAAAUAUGGUGUGAAGUGGGUGUGCGUGUGCCAACUCGUUGUUUCUUGCAGCUGUAAAUUUUUGACGGAAUGAUCAUUUUUUGCUCCAGCUGUGACAAUUUGGGCCAUUACGUUUACACCUAUAUAAAAGACUGGAGCCAAAA
Oryza sativa Japonica Group (Japanese rice) is the source of this 2435-nucleotide messenger RNA. RefSeq lists its product as uncharacterized. Lineage: Eukaryota; Viridiplantae; Streptophyta; Magnoliopsida; Poales; Poaceae. The record is from RefSeq and is a predicted model, not a curated record.